Topomyia yanbarensis is the source of this 6825-nucleotide messenger RNA. RefSeq names its product TATA-binding protein-associated factor 172 (gene Hel89B). The record is from RefSeq and is a predicted model, not a curated record. NCBI's taxonomy places the organism in Eukaryota, Metazoa, Arthropoda, Insecta, Diptera, Culicidae. Bases 803 to 6511 code for a protein of 1902 amino acids. Gene Ontology annotation, molecular function: ATP-dependent chromatin remodeler activity; ATP hydrolysis activity; DNA binding. The transcript is spliced from 6 exons.
AUCAAGCCAAAAUGAUUACGAUCAGCUGAUUUUUUCAUUGUAUUUUUAAAUCGACACUGUAAGAACUUGAAUAACGUUAUAAUGUGAACUGUAUUUAUAGCGCUAAUAUCGUGCCUGUAAUAUUAUUAUGAAGUAAACGAGUGCGAAUUGUUUUUUUUCUUGUAUGUAGCAAAAAGCGGAUUUUCAAGUAUUGUAAACAAAUCAUCAAACUAGCCGCUAAUCUGUCAGCCGCCCUCUUGACAGUUCACACAUACCGUUACUCGAAGUCACUACUACAGAAGCAAAAAAUGAAAGAAAUUAACUUGCAGUUGUGGAAUGGCGAACAGUAUAAAUUUGAACUUCGACGAUGCAGGAUUUCUCUGAAAAAUCAAUUUUCCCUCUUGGUUGUGAAGUGCUAGUGUCAGUGUUUGGUGAUUCUAUAGUGAAUUCUUGUGUGAAUCUGCUCACUCUUAUCACAAAGUUUCCAUGUGCGGUGACCGUGGAGUGGAAUGGCUUAUGUUUAGUGUGCCGUGGGAAACCGAGAGUUAAAUUGAAGAUACAUCGAAAGCGGAGAGUUGCUUUUCCGAGUGGAUUAAUUAAUUCUACGGCUUGGUGGAAGGUGCGCAAAAAUCAACUUUUGGAAUUCUGCCAAAAAUGGAGCAAUUGGAUUGCUUGUAGGUGAAAUGAUGCAGGCGAAACACCGGAAGUGCACCUUUGGGAAGAAAAAGGAAGCUACGCAGCUGCAGAAGGACCUAGAAAAGAUUUGCAUUUAACCUCCCCCUUAACAGCCUUGCUGGUCAGUUAAACAUCGCCAGCAAUCAAGAUGACUUCACGUCUGGAUCGAUUAUUCAUCCUGCUGGAGUCCGGAUCGGCGGCCGUCACUCGCAAGGCAGCGGCAAAGCAGAUCGGCGAAGUGCAAAAGCUGCAUCCGCACGAGCUGCACAAUCUGCUGAACCGGCUGCAGACCUAUCUGCACAGCAACAACUGGGAAACACGAAUCGCUGCCGCACAGGCCGUACAGGCAAUCCUGGAGAAUGUUCCUCCGUGGAAUCCGAAGGGAGUUGAUGGAGUUAAGAAAGAGGAGGUGGAGGAGGAUAGUGAUGCAAAUACUCAAGGUUCGAGACUAUCGUUUGACAAAUUUGAUCUGAAUGCCGUGUUGCAUAGAGGAGCCAGACUAAUGGGAUCCGAAGGGACGGAGUUUGAUGCCAUUGAUGAAAAUGAUGCUGGGGAUCCCAGAGAGAAAUGGGCUCGCCAACGAGCGUUACUGAAUGAGAAGCUGGGUCUCAGUACCGGCGUGAAUUUGGAUGAUAUUGUAUCGAUCGAGGAUAUGCAAAACAGGAGCGGACAGGUUCAGGGUCGUAGCGACGGCGAGAGACUGAUGCCAGUGCAGGAAAUAUUAAAACUAGAGAACAGCUCAGCGGAUGGGUCUAGUCAAACAUUAAGUUGUCGGGAGAAGAAUCGAGCACGGAGAAAGGCCCGGGAACAACAAAAGGCAUUUCCGAACCCUAUUAACGCGGUAACCUCCGGAAGUUCGUGUACCGGAAAUAAUGGAUCCGGUGUCGACGGUGAACCCGAUAGGAAGCGAGCGAAGGUCGAUGCCAAGGGCGAUGUGCUGGGUUUCAGUGAUCCAGUUCCGGAUUUAACUGGAGCCUGGGUCGACGCUACAGAUUGGCCUUUGGAAUUUUUUUGUGCGAAAUUAUACUUAGAUCUCUUCAGUCCUCGAUGGGAAACUCGUCAUGGAUCGGCGACCGCAUUGCGAGAAAUGCUCAAGAGUCAUUCGGAAGGGGCCGGCAAGAGUAUUUAUAUGACAAGUCAGCAAAUGGAACAGCAGCACCAGCUCUGGUUAGAAGAUGCAACAUUGAGAUUACUUUGCGUUCUAGCUUUGGACCGGUUCGGUGACUUCGUAUCGGAUCAAGUUGUGGCACCUGUACGUGAAACAUGUGCUCAGGUUUUGGGAACAGUUUUGAAACAGCUUCCAUUAGAUAAGGUUCACAAGACGGUCAACAUUUUGCUGACAUUCAUUAAACAGAAAGAUUGGGAGGUUCGCCAUGGUGGAUUGCUCGGUAUCAAAUAUAUGCUAGUGGUGCGUGAAGAUCUAGUUCAAACUUUCCUGCCACUGAUCAUUAAUGAUGUUCUGACAGGACUUUUCGAUUCCGUAGAUGAUGUUGGAGCAGUAGCAGCGGCAACUCUCAUACCUAUAGCAUCGUGGUUGCCAAAAUUGCUCACUAAGGCGCAGGUGUCUCAUAUUGUCAAGCUCUUGUGGGAUUUACUCUUGGAUCAGGAUGAACUUGCUUCCGCUUGCAAUAGCUUCAUGGGACUACUGGCAUCGAUUCUUAGUCUACCUAAUGCUUCCAGUUGGAUUCAGAUGGAACCAAUGUCCAUAUUGGUACCUCGAUUGUGGCCGUUUCUCAGUCACUGCACCUCAUCGGUACGGAGAUCCACUCUGCAAACGUUAAAAACGCUAACAAAUAGCAACCAUUCGAGCAAGAGUGACUCACUGGCGCCAUCCGGCGGAAGUAAUGGAAUGAAUGGGAAUGCCACUUCCGUUAUAGUCAGUACGGCAGAGGCACUGGCAAAGGCUGCAACUGAGACUAACGUGGUUCUAAAGGUUGAUCCAUCGGAAAAUCUAGUAUUAAAUUUCGGUGUCCAAGAGUGGCCUCCUGCUUUGCUACAAGAAGCUUUACGGCACAUCUUCCAACGAGUUUUAGUUGAGCAUGUUGAGGAUAUUCAGUCGCUAGCUGAGAAUGUGUGGAACAACUUGAUAGUAAAUGCAGAACUUUCGGCACUGCUACACGCAUCCUGCCCGUUUGUUGCAAGUUGGCUUUGUUUGGCAAUGCAACCGGUUAGAUUAGCGUUCGAUCCGGCCUCGUUAAUCUUUGCUAAACCGAAUCAGCCUUCGCAGACUCGAGAGCGCCGUCGUCAGUUUGAUUCGUUCGAAUCCGCCAGUAGUGUGCCAUCGCGACAGAAAUUAUAUCUAGGCGGGUCGGAAACGAUACCAAUUGAUGUGCGCGAACGAAAUGUGAUUCGAGCUCGUAUCAAGGCAUCGAAAAUGAUUGGACUACUCUCCCGUUAUCUCGUACUACCUGCGCCAGGUGUUGUGUACACGCCAGAGAUUGAAAGUCCCAUCGAUUGCUAUACUAAAGUGCUGUUGGGUUAUCUGCAGUCUCGUUCAGCCCUUCAAAGGUUAAUUGCUAGCCUAGUAAUAGCGUUUUGGUGUUCACAUGAUGGCAGCAUUCGCCCGGGACCCCCAUCGCUGCAGGAUCGAUUAAAGCUAUGUUUGAAUGAAUACGUUUACUAUGACGAAGUGGCUAUGCUUUUCACUAGACUGCUACAGGAGAGUCGUGAUUAUUUAGCAACCUUGAAACAGCACAAAAUUCAAGUUGUGGAGUUUGAGAACUUGAAAGUGCUGAGUUUGGAUCAAAUAUUUCAGCUAUGUACAGUGAUGUCGGAGAACCUAAAAACCAAAUAUGGAUUGAAGACGAAGGUGGCCGAGAUGUUAGAUGAAAGACGCCGUGGACUAUUUAGUUCCCAUGCCAAUACUUCGUUAGAGCAGAACAACAUGCACAUUAGUACGCAAUCAUCAAUCGCAGGGGCCGUCGUUAGUCUGCAUUGCUUGCCGGAAAAAUUGAAUCCUGUUGUUAAGCCGUUGAUGGAAUCGAUUAAACGCGAGGAGUGCGAACUGCUUCAGAAAUUAUCAGCCAAGUAUUUAGCUGAACUACUUGAUCAAGUUACAGCGCGCAACCCCUGCCCGAACAAUAAAAUUGUGUCCAACUUAUGUACGCUGCUGAAGAGUGAUCUGGAAUAUACACCCAAACUUGUCAUCCCAGAUCGUGAUAUGCGUCAUUAUGAUCCAGCGAAUAAUGGUGAUACUAAUCCCUACCAUGGCAUUAUCACUUUAAUGAAUCAACAGAAGGCCAGAGAUGGUCACAAUGGGAACGCUUCCACCUCGCGAGGUCCUGGAAGGCCAUCAUCCGUAACGACGGAUACGGUGACCAUAGAAGAAGUACUCAACGAGAAUGAUGAAACUAGUCGUAAACAUGCGAGAACUCAGCGACUUGGUGCUACACAUGCCAUUACUACCAUCUGUUCAUAUUUUAAAGAAACAUUACCUCAAAAACUUCCUGUUGUUUGGCAGUUGAUGAUGGAUAAAAUCGUCUCUAGGGUCAAUGAAGGUUAUAUCGAUCGACUAACUCGCGAAAUAGUGGGUCAAGAAGACACCAAUGACUUUGUCACUUCACUACAGCUGAUAGAGGUAGCUGCCCGCCAUAUAGACCCAGCAUUGCACGAUCAGUUUUUCCAACUGUUACCCAAGCUUUGUUUGUUACUCAGGCAUCCCCUGAAAUCGAUUCGCCACAUGGUCGGUCGUUGUUUGGCCACUUUGGCAAUGGUUAACUCUCAGGUCGUUAUGACCAUGGUAAUAGGCGAUAUUAUUCCGAUGUUAUCAUCCAUCGAAAACGUCAUCAAACGACAGGGAGCUGCUGAAGCUAUCGCCUGUAUUGUCAGCCAGUUGCAGUUGGAAAUUGUACCGUAUGUUGUCUUGCUGGUUGUUCCUCUACUAGGACGAAUGAGUGACCCCGAUCAAGCAGUUCGUCUCGUAUCAACACACUGUUUCGCAACUUUGAUACAGCUCAUGCCACUCGAUGGCAUAACUCCAGACGUCCGUGGUCUGUCUGAAGACCUUAAGAACCGCAAGCUCAAAGAUAAGGAAUUCCUCGAGUAUUUGUUCACACCGAAAACUAUUCCAGACUUCAAAAUUCCGGUGAAAAUUAACGCUGAACUUCGCAGUUACCAACAGUCUGGUGUCAACUGGUUGUGGUUCCUGAAUAAGUACAAACUUCACGGUAUUCUUUGUGACGACAUGGGUCUCGGAAAGACAUUGCAAGCGAUUUGUAUUUUAGCUGGUGACCAUUAUCAACGUAGUAUUGAUCCUAAAAGCUCUAAACUGCCUAGUUUGGUAAUUUGUCCUCCCACUCUAACGGGGCAUUGGGUUUAUGAAGUUGAAAAAUUUCUUCCAACUCGAUUCCUCAGACCGUUGCACUACGUGGGACUACCAGUUGACCGUGAAAGGCUUCGCCAUAAACUAGGAACCUACAACCUAUAUGUUGCUUCCUACGAAAUAGUACGCAAAGAUAUUGAAUUCUUCGGCUCAGUGCAUUGGAACUACUGCGUCCUGGACGAGGGACACAUAAUCAAAAAUGGUCGAACCAAGAGUUCCAAAGCCAUAAAACAGUUGGUCGCAAACCACCGACUGAUACUCUCGGGAACACCAAUCCAGAACAAUGUUCUGGAACUGUGGUCAUUGUUCGACUUCCUGAUGCCGGGCUUUCUCGGAACAGAGAAACAGUUUAGCACCCGUUUCUCUCGACCUAUUCUAGCUAGUCGUGAUCCAAAGAGCUCUCCCAAGGAGCAGGAGGCCGGGGCACUGGCCAUGGAAGCACUGCAUCGUCAGGUUCUACCGUUCUUACUAAGGCGUGUGAAGGAGGAUGUGUUGACGGAUUUGCCACCCAAGAUCACGCAGGACAUGCUGUGUGAACUUAGUCCUCUGCAGGAACGGCUGUACGAGGACUUCAGUCGGACGCACCUGAACUCGGAUAUUAGAGAGUGCCUGGAAAACAUUGAUGGGCAGAUGGUUAGCAAGAAAACGCACGUCUUCCAGGCGUUGAGAUACCUGCAGAACGUUUGCAACCAUCCAAAGCUCGUUCUGCAACCUUCUCAUCCGGAGUAUCAGACCAUUGUGUCUGAAUUCACCCGUAACGGCAGCUCACUAGAUGACAUUGAGCAUUCGGCCAAGUUACCAGCAUUGAAGCAGCUACUACUAGACUGCGGAAUAGGAACAAACGAGGACAUGCUGGUGAAUCAACACCGGGCACUGAUUUUCUGUCAGCUAAAGGCGAUGUUGGACAUUAUCGAGAACGAUUUGCUGAAGAAGCAUCUACCGGCGGUUUCCUACUUGAGAUUAGACGGUGGUGUUCCGCCUAGUUCGCGUCAUCAGAUCGUAACCAAGUUCAACGGGGAUCCUAGUAUUGAUGUGCUAUUGCUAACGACGCAGGUUGGUGGACUCGGCCUGAAUCUUACUGGGGCCGAUACAGUGAUUUUCGUUGAACAUGACUGGAAUCCAAUGAAAGAUCUGCAAGCUAUGGACCGUGCCCAUCGAAUAGGUCAAAAGAAAGUCGUGAACGUUUACCGUUUGAUAACUCGUAAAUCCCUAGAAGAAAAGAUUAUGGGACUGCAAAAGUUCAAGCUGCUUACGGCCAACACGGUGGUGAGCGAUGAGAAUGCAUCGAUGGAAACGAUGGGAACUGACCAGCUGCUGGAUCUGUUUGCUCUAAACGAUGAUGGCAGGAAGCAAAAGAAGGUUGAAAAAGGUUCAGCAAGCAGCGCUGCCAUUGCUGGAGAAGAAUCCAAUGGUGCAAAUGGAAGCUCCCGCACGAUGAGAAACGUGCUGGAGAAUCUACCGGAGUUAUGGGACGAUAACCAGUACCACGAGGAGUACGAUUUGUCUCAGUUUUUAGAAGGACUGAAGAAAAACUAGUCCGUGUGCAUGUGUUUGUGUUUUAAGCGUUAGGCAAAUGGAAUUGGAGCGUUGCAGCUCUGCUUUUAUAGGAUUUAGAACUAAGUAGAUCCGUAAUCAAGCUUCCUCUAUUCAUUGUAUGUCAAACUCUUCCCCUUUUUAGGCUACAGUAAUAAUUUUUCGUCUACAUUCAUUUUCACGUACUAUCUUUACAUGAAUAUCUUUAUUCCUAUCGCUUAUGUUAUAUAUUAUAACUACAUAUUGAAUUUGAGGUACAUGAAUUGUCUAGAAAUUAUCAAUGAUUACAAUAUAAUUUUGAUCAAAGACAGUUUUAU